GGACGUGGACCGAGUUUUCCCCUGUUCUCUCCCACCAUCAAAUGUGGACGUGGUCUCAGUUUCCCCUGUUCUCGCCCACCAUCAAAUGUGGAUGUGGACUCAGUUUCCCCUGUUCUCGCCCACCAUCAAAUGUGGACGUGGUCUCAGUUUCCCCUGUUCUCACCCACCAUCAAAUGUGGAUGUGGACUCAGUUUCCCCCUGUUCUCACCCACCAUCAAAUGUGGAUGUGGACUCAGUUUCCCCCUGUUCUCGCCCACUAUCAAAUGUGGAUGUGGAUUCAGUUACCCCCUGUUCUCGCCCACCAUCAAAUGUGGAUGUGGACUCAGUUUCCCCCUGUUCUCGCCCAACAUCAAAUGUGGACGUGGACCCAGUUUCCCCCUGUUCUCACCCACCAUCAAAUGUGGAUGUGGACUCAGUUUCCCCCUGUUCUCGCCCAACAUCAAAUGUGGACGUGGACUCAGCUUCCGCCUGUUCUCACCCACCAUCAAAUGUGGACGUGGACCCAGUUUCCCCCUGUUCUCACCCACCAUCAAAUGUGGAUGUGGUCUCAGUUUCCCCCUGUUCUUGCCCACCAUCAAAUGUGGACGUGGACCCAGUUUCCCCCUGUUCUCACCCACCAUCAAAUGUGGAUGUGGUCUCAGUUUCCCCCUGUUCUCACCCACCAUCAAAUGUGGAUGUGGACUCAACUUCCCCCUGUUCUCACCCACCAUCAAAUGUAGACGUGGACUCAGUUUCCCCGUGUUCUCGCCCACCAUCAAAUGUGGACGUGGACCCAGUUUCCCCCUGUUCUCGCCCACCAUCAAAUGUAGACGUGGACUCAGUUUCCCCCUGUUCUCGCCCAACAUCAAAUGUGGACAUGGACUCAGUUUCCCCCUGUUCUCACCUACCAUCAAAUGUGAACGUGGACCCAGUUUCCCCAUUCUCGCCCACCAUCAAAUGUGGACAUGGACUCAGUUUCCCAGUGUUCUUGUCCACCAUCAAAUGUGGACGUGGACUCAGUUUCCCUCUGUUCUCACCACCAUCAAAUGUGGAUGUGGACUCAGUUUCCCCCUGUUCUCGCCCACCAUCAAAUGUGGAUGUGGACUCAGUUUCCCCGUGUUCUCGCCCACCAUCAAAUGUGGACGUGGACUCAGUUUCCCCGUGUUCUCGCCCACCAUCAAAUGUGGACGUGGACUCAGUUUCCCCCUGUUCUCGCCCACCAUCAAAUGUAGACGUGGACUCAGUUUCCCUCUGUUCUCGCCCACCAUCAAAUGUGGACGUGAACCCAGUUUCCCCCUGUUCUCACCCACCAUCAAAUGUGGACGUGGACUCAGUUUCCCUCUGUGCGUGCCUACCUUGCCACCAUGGCUCAUUUCACAUUCACUCAGGAAAGGAAGAAAUAUUAUUUUUAAUAGGCACAGUUUCCCUCUGUGGCGAGAGGAGGAGUAUCUGAGUAUCAUCUUCAAUGCGAGGGCUGGGUGGAGAAACGUCAACUUUAAGGAUGCCUUGGGGGAUUUAAGGCAGGCGAACAGCAGUGCAGCGGGGCAGGAGAUGUACUUUGGGACAGUGGACGAUGGCGGGCGGUGCUCCUUCCUGGGCGGAUCUAGUGCAAGGGGUUGGUGA
Messenger RNA from Cercocebus atys (sooty mangabey), 1602 nucleotides. RefSeq lists its product as uncharacterized. NCBI's taxonomy places the organism in Eukaryota, Metazoa, Chordata, Mammalia, Primates, Cercopithecidae. The coding region runs from base 130 to 1602 and encodes 490 amino acids. The transcript has 3 exons. The record is from RefSeq and is a predicted model, not a curated record.